Adineta steineri is the source of this 480-nucleotide messenger RNA. The record is from the annotation of a GenBank genome assembly. Lineage: Eukaryota; Metazoa; Rotifera; Eurotatoria; Adinetida; Adinetidae.
AUGAAUCAGUGUGCAUCCUACGAAAAUAAAAUUUAUCAAGUAACGAGUAUGUUUCCUAACUAUGAACCCGCUUAUAGUAUAUUGACAAUAUUACCCUAUGGUUUCUUCUAUGCAAUAAACAAUAUAGCGAAUGGACUAAAUACCGCUGAAAUGGGUAUAGACAUUCAGUUUAGCACUAUUGUUGGUUAUUAUGAAUGUGUUAAUGGAACUACUCUUCAUUUAUCUGGAUUUGCAUAUGCAUAUAAAAGUCAAAAUAUUGCAGUUAUGACAACUCGUGAUCGCUCUUUUCUUCAUGAAUACUAUCUUUAUUUCCCAAGCAACGAUAGUUCGAAAUGCACUGGUCAAGUAUCCUAUACAUUCUUUAAAUUGGGCACAAGUCCAAUUGAUCCUCAAAAUCAACCAAUUUUUUCUGGACUCGUUGCAAAUUUAACGUGCUCAAUGAUGAAUGGAAGAAAUUACGUAUGGCCAACAAUAAAUUAA